GCCAAGUAGCGUGAAAUGAACGAGUUGUGGUUAAAUUAAAAUUUUUUAUUUUUAUUAAUUAAUUAAUUAAUAUUAUACAACUUACCAUUUAAAUAAUACAAAAUUUUCAUUUUCAUUCCAAUGAAAACGUUCUCAUAUUAACGGAUUACGAAUGUAAUUUGAUAUUGUGAUUUAUGAAGCUAUCGUUUUCUAACAUUUAAAGGUUAGAAUACACAAAACAGUGAAUAAGUGUAGUAUCACAUUUAUCAGUAUCGUUUUUAUAUUCGGUAAAUAAUUAAAAAUGUUAACUCCACGUUUUGAAUUAUCGCAAACCGAAGAUAACUUAAAGAUUAUUAUACAUGCGCCUUAUGCCAAUAUUAAAGACACUGUGGUCCAUGUUGAUGGAACAGACUUUCGUUUUUAUUCCACUCCUUAUUAUUUGAGUAGAUUGAAUUUACCAGGAGAGAUAGAAGAAAAUGAUGCCUCAACAGGUGAUUACAUUUGUGAAAAGGGUGAUUUUACUAUGACAUUUUCUAAAGUUUGUAAAGGUGAACACUUUGAAAAUUUGGAUAUGAUAACAACUUUAUUAGCUCCAAUAAAGAAAAAAACCAAUUUUGUGCCAACAAUAGAAGUUAUUAGUAAUCCAUGUAUUUUCGAUGAUGACUUGAGUGAAAACGAAUUUAAUACUGAAAAUAUAGACAAUGAUGAUAGUGAAACUGCUAAUGAAUGGUCAACUCCUCAAAAUCCAAUAACAUUGGCUAGUGAAGUGUCAUUGGACUCUCCAAAAUAUGGAUUUGGAAAUAAAAUUUCUGGCGCCUUAAAUGCUUUUGAAGAUUCAUGGAUUAGAGAAAUCAUAGAUUUACCUUUACCAGACAAGACAUUGCCAGAAAAUCGUCAAAAGUUGCGUGAAAAGCAUGAACUUGAGAGUUUCAAUGAAGAAUAUUAUAUGGCUGAUUUAAUGGAACCUGAAUGUGUUGAAUCAUAUUUGUCAUAUAAAUGUGAUUUGGAAAAAGGUACAGAGGGUGAAGUAAAGUUUGAUGAUACAGAAAAAGAUAUACUGAAAGAGUUACCUAACAAGGAAUACUUAUUGAAUGAGAAUGAAAUAAAAACAGUAUUAUAUAGUAUGAUUGAUAUACUCUUUGCGAGUUGCUAUAAUUAUCGAAUAACACUUGGAGAAAAUAAUGUUGAGAGUGGUUGGACAAUAAGUAAAUUAAGCGCAACACUUUCCUGGUUUCAAAAUUUUACAAAUCUACACGACGUAAUAUUAAGUAGCAUUCGACGUUCAUUGUGCUAUCCACAAGUAAGAAAUUGGAAUCUUUCUAUGAAAAUUUUUCAAGAUGUAAGAGACAUUGUCAAAUUAGGUAAAAAAUAUAUAAUCAAACGUUUUUGCGAAAUCCACUCAAUAUUCAAUAAUUCAUAUGAACCAAGAUAUGUCUUGAAUCAAUUAUAUAUAAAGGACUACCUCAUAUGGUUACAACAACUUCCAGAUUCGAAAAUAAAAGAAGUUGACUUAUGGUUGGAAAAUAUUGAUAUUAAAAAGGAAGAACUAGGUUUGGACCUCGUUGAGCUAGAAGAAGCUGCGUAUUCUGUUCAAGAAGAAAACUUGGUUAUAGAAAAUGAAAUAAAAAUCGUGUAUAAUUUACCAGAUGAUUUACAAAAGCUUGUUAUCAGUAGUAAUGCUAACAAACAGCAAACUGGUCAUCCAAAAUUAAUAACUUAUAGCGACAGCGAUUCGGAAUCUGAUAGUUUAAGCUUUUCAAGUAGUAGCAGUAGUUCAAGCAGCAGCGAUUCAACAUGGGCCGUUUCAGAAAAUGACAAUGAUGAAAUAACCGAUAUGAGUAAUAAAACCAGUAAUGAUAUUCUCGAUUCAGAUGAUGACCCUAAUUGA
Messenger RNA from Phymastichus coffea, 1867 nucleotides. Its product is annotated as protein SHQ1 homolog. The record is from RefSeq and is a predicted model, not a curated record. NCBI's taxonomy places the organism in Eukaryota, Metazoa, Arthropoda, Insecta, Hymenoptera, Eulophidae. Gene Ontology annotation, cellular component: cytoplasm; nucleoplasm. The transcript is spliced from 8 exons. Bases 281 to 1867 code for a protein of 528 amino acids. Gene Ontology annotation, biological process: box H/ACA snoRNP assembly.